GCAGUAUUAGCAACAGUGUCGUAACCGUUGUUAAACAGAGAAUGAGAAUAGAGAAUCCAUUUACUUUGAAGGUGGGUCAAGUUUUCACUGGCUUUGGCAUCGUUUGUGGUCUUGGUAUCGGCUCUGGACGCCCUUUAAAUUUAGGUACUACCUCCACUUUCUCUCUCUAAACAUCGUUGAGCAAGAUGAACUCCGGUGGGCUCUCCAUACCCAAUGAUGAUAAAAAGCCCCAAAUUUCAGCUGCUAACAGUUCAAGUGCAAUACCAGUACCGAACCAAGUUACGAGUGCCACCGGAGGUGCAACAAAUGCUUUUUCUGAUGUUGGUAGACAUGUUAACGAUUCUUUGAGGAAGGUGGUAGAAAAGAACACGACAGGCAUUAUAUAUGGAGCUGGUUUUGUACAUGGUUUUGGACAUGGUUUUGGACAUGGUUUUGGAGCUGGUGCAAUGCCAGUACUGAAUCGAGUUGUGAGUGCCACCAGAGGUGCAACAAAUGCUUUUUCUGGUGUUGGUAGACAUGUUAAUUCUUUGAGGAAGUUGGUAGCAAAGAAAGUUGAACCAGGCAUUGGGCGUGGAGUUGGUUUUGGACAUGGUUUUGGAGCUGGUCUAUCUGUGAAGCCUGGAGUGCUGUAUCAAAUUCAAUCUUCCCUUGUAGAAUCAAUGAUGAAGAUGAAGAUGAUGAUGAAGUUUGGAAUAGCUCCCAGCUUAUCCCUUGGUAAAGGCGUCCUUCCCACAUCGCUGCAAAGUGGUUUGAGCAUGAUAAAUGAACCCUCCAACCAAAAUCCAACAGGAAAUAUCAUGCAAUUGGCAACAAAAUUACCGGAUCAGGCAUCUCAAAGCCCCCCGGUAGACUCUUCAUAUGGAAGUCGAACGGAGAAGGUCAUCAGUAGUUUUGUGCAAAAUCCUAUUUUGAAAGAUGUUGACAAUCAAGUAAAUGACAUGCCUGAGCGCUUGAGGUCAGAAAACAACGUGCUUCAGAUGGUGUUGAAAGACCAGCGAGUCAUCAAGGAGCUUAUGGAGGAAAGGGAGAAGCUUCUUCGGAUAUUAGUGGAAGUCCUAAAAGUUCCACACAGCAAACUCCAAGCCAAUUCCUCAACUAGCAACAAGUCUCCAAGUGUUGAAACACCAGCAAGUCCUUAUGGAGGAAAGGGAGAAGCUUCUUCGGAUAUUAGUGGAAGUGCUAAAAGUUCCACAGCGCAAAUCCAAGCCAAUUCCUCAACUAGCAACAAGUCUCCAAGUGUUGAAACACCAGCAAGUCAUCGAGGAGCUUAUGGAGGAAAGGGAGAAGCUUCUUCGGAUAUUAGUGGAAGUCCUAAAAGUUCCACACAGCAAAUCCAAGCCAAUUCCUCAACUAGCAACAAGUCUCCAAGUGUUGAAACACCAGCAAGUCCUUAUGGAGGAAAGGGAGAAGCUUCUUCGGAUAUUAGUGGAAGUCCUAAAAGUUCCACACAGCAAGUCCAAGCCAAUUCCUCAACUAGCAACAAGUCUCCAAGUGUUGAAACACCAGCAAGUCAUCAAGGAGCUUAUGGAGGAAAGGGAGAAGCUUCUUCGGAUAUUAGUGGAAGUCUUAAAAGUUCCACACAGCAAAUCCAAGCGAAUUCCUCAACUAGCAACAAGUCUCCAAGUGUUGAAACACCAGCAAGUCCUUAUGGAGGAAAGGGAGAAGCUUCUUCGGAUAUUAGUGGAAGUCCUAAAAGUUCCACACAGCAAGUCCAAGCCAAUUCCUCAACUAGCAACAAGUCUCCAAGUGUUGAAACACCAGCAAGUCAUCAAGGAGCUUAUGGAGGAAAGGGAGAAGCUUCUUCGGAUAUUAGUGGAAGUCUUAAAAGUUCCACACAGCAAGUCCAAGCGAAUUCCUCAACUAGCAACAAGUCUCCAAGUGUUGAAACACCAGCAAGUCAUCGAGGAGCUUAUGGAGGAAAGGGAGAAGCUUCUUCGGAUAUUAGUGGAAGUCCUAAAAGUUCCACACAGCAAAUGCAAGCCAAUUCCUCAACUAGCACCAAGUCUCCAAGUACCUGAUUUACCUUGAGUGCAGGAGAAAACAGAGAAAAUGAUGUGUGUGUGUGUGUGUGAGUCAUUUAGACUUGCACCUUUAAAGUGAUUGAUACAAAAUUGCCAAGUGAGAUUGUCAAUAAAUCUCAAUAAUAAAAAAAACUAUCUACAGGUAUAGAACUGUUAGCUCUAUACAUCCUCGAAUGAAUAUUAUUUACCCAAUCGCAGAAUAUACAUAUUAUUUGACUAGUUUCCUAUCUUUUCACCAGUAAUAAAUGUUGAUAUGUCUGGAUACUCCUGUAUUCAUUUCUAUUUUAACAGUGAACAUGUUCGAAUA
Molecule: messenger RNA, 2328 nt
Organism: Cornus florida
Lineage: Eukaryota; Viridiplantae; Streptophyta; Magnoliopsida; Cornales; Cornaceae
Exons: 16
Coding region: 186-2018 (610 amino acids)
Source: RefSeq, a predicted model, not a curated record